UGGAUUAUAUGAAAACCUGGGAUCAGAUCCUGGGAUAUAAGGCUUGUCUGGAAGGGCCCUCACAGGAGAACACAACACAUGAGAGUUAGGUUGAUACAGUCAGAUAUAGAUUCCAAGUAACACACUAUUAAACCCAAUUUAAUGGGUUAUUUGGAAUGCUACCAUUGCUCUACAUGCUCACAAUUUGUACAUGAAAGUUUUUUUAAGAACCAGCACACUAAAGUUUAAUCUAAGAUAUACUACUUUGCUAGCUGUGCCACUGAAGGAGCAAUUUGUGCAAUCACAUGUCCCUGCUCAUUCACGUACAUUGGCCAGACCAGCAAGGAAGUCAAAUUUUGAAUUAUAGAGCAUAAAAAUAAGAUCAGAAAUCAUUCUAUUGAUUCUAUUUUUUACAAGUAUUUUGAGGAUUUGAACCAUAGUCCUGAGUCAUUUCGAGUCCAGAUUUUAGAAGUCCUCAUACCUCCUUAAGGGCAUUGAUUUCCAGACUAAACUCUUCCUAAGUGAAACAUUUUGGAUUUUCACUCUCCAGAGAGAAUAUCUGAAAGAGUUGAACAAUAUAACUCAUAUGAUUGCUUUUGUAAAUCUUUGGAAGUAGCCCUUUAAAUGCUAUCCAUCAAUAAUAGUUACAUAGUUACAUAGCAACACCUGGUCGUUUUAGGCUUGCUAUAUGAACAUUCCUGUCAAUCAAUCGAUUUUAUACUCACAGUGGAAUACAACUUUGAGCAGAGUAUCACAGAUGAGGAUAUAGAACUGUUUGUGAGUACAUUUCUCAUAUUAUCUUUGUAUACUGCAUGUUCGUUAUUGAUGUUCUAUUCAAUUGAUGUUCAGUUUAAAUCCAUGGAGCUACUUUUAGUUACUACAUGUCUUCCCUCCAGGUUCCACACUACUCUAGAAAAACAACAAAGAUGAUUACAUUCCUCAAUUACUGAACUUAACAUUAAGAACCCAACCACCAGACAAAGACUCAGUUGUGGAGUCCAAAUCUGUUAUGGAUUGCGGAUUAUGAGUCCCUGCAUCUUUAACAAGAAUUAAGAACAUUCUUUAUUUGUGAACAUAACAGCCCGAUGUGAAAAGGAGUCCAUGUUGGGCGAGUGGGCUUAUUAACAAAAUACCUAUAGCAGAGUAACUCAUUAGCCAGCGUGAAGGACCACAAGGUUUCCACAACACAAUAGCUGUACACACAGCAGCCUUCUCACUGGAGCUUUACACACACACACACACACAAGAGGCCUUCUCACAGAGGCUUCUCUAGGGUGAGGCUAGAUUAUUUAAUCCUUUCAGGGCUCGACUCACAUUAUUGUAAUUAAAAAUACCUAGUGAAUUUUUAAUAUUUAAAGAGUCCAUUCAUCUUUAAAGAGAGAAAGGAGAAAAAUAAUUGUACUGUGAAUGCGACAGUCUUCUGUUUUACUGCAUAUACAAUAAGUUUGAUUAUGUAACUAGUUUUUGAAUUCACAAUUAUCCAUUAAAACCAUUCUGUUUAUUCCCAUUCACAACUUCGUUAUAGUGGACGAGAUAUGUUUCCCUUUGCCUCCCUCUGACCUGACCAAGGUUAUCCCUCGAGAUUCAGCGGGUCGACUUACUAAACAAGCAAACCAACAAAACACACGUUCUGAAAUGCUGGUUCUGUGUGGUCUUGCAUGGUAGUAUUUUUGUAUUAUGAAAGCGAGAAAAGCCCUUUCCUUGCUCCAGGGACCCUCUUCCUGUGGGAUGCCUGCCUGCCCCGGGUUCCCCUCCCCUGCACAAGAGAGGCAGCUUGGCACCGCUUUGCCUGCAAUGGCUCCAUGCUAAAGGAUCCUGGGAGAGGGCGUUUUCCAGGGCCACGAGCCUCCCCUGCCCCAAUGUACUGAUUCCUUGCCGUGCUACGAAUCCCACAAUUGCAUAAAAUUGGGCCAUCGUGUUUAAACGGAUUUAAUUCCACAACAGACGGAGCCUUCAUAGCCCCGCAAAGCAUCACUUGUGUCUUUUUUCGGGAACCGAGGCCGGUUCUCCACUGACCCGAUGAUGCAGAGUAGGACCAGCCUCAGUCCCCGCUUGGAAUUGAUCUGCUCUCCUUCCCGGGUUUUUUCCCUUCUUCUUCUUCCUCGUGUCCAGCUCUUUUUAAGGUUCUGCUCAAUUGGACAGAAAAAGAAAAAGAACGACAGGAAAACACAUUUCCCCCCAAUUCCCAGACAAACAAACAAACUCACGCACCACCCUGGACCCCCCUCCUUUCUUUUUUGAAAAUGCAAAAACAAUUCCCGAAGCCCUGCACUAAAGCCAACCAACGGCCAAAAUCUUUCCCUCAAGGGAAGGCCCCUCCCCCUCCCCCACAAUGGCAAUGGGCCGGAAUGGCCGCCCUGCUUAUCUCCCUGGAGGCAACGAGGUGCCAAGCGAGCCUUUGGGUUGAGCUCAAAUGGGGGAAGUGGGGGUGGAGCCAAGGGCUAUAAAGGCGGGGGUCCUGCCAGGGUCCCCUCAGUCUUGUGCCCAGAGACCCCAAAGCAGCAGCAGCACCUUUUCCAGCAUGAGCACCCCCAACGGAGACUUGAGGGAAGGAGGCCGCCCAGGUGAGGCCGGGAGCCAGGCCGGGGGGGGGGGGGGAGGUUGAGAGAUCUCUGCGGGUGUCCCUUCCUUUCCCUUCCCUGGGUCUGCACUGCCAAGCAAUGCAUGAACGGAGGCCAGUCCCGUUGGGUUCAAGGGGUCUUCUGCCCAGGCUCGAAGGCUCACCCUGGCUUCCUUUCCCGGGAACAAGCGAGACGGGACCGGGCCUGGACUUGGGAUCUCUAGUUCUCCUCCGGCAGCGAAGAAGGGGCCCGAACGGAGCUCAAGGGGUCCGAGAGGAGAAGAGGGCAGGAGAGGCUGGAGCCAGAUUGGCAUAUAAUGCAGUUUGACGGGGUCGCUGUGGAUCCACAUCAGGCAGCCCAGUCCCGUUCAAACCGCAUUACAGGAGUCUCCUCGGACCAUAUCAUGCAUUUCAUUUGGCAGUGUGGAUUCAGCUUUAGGCCCCAUCUACAUUGUCCUAUAACCAAUUUCAGGAUGCAGAUUAAUCGCAUUGAGCUGUAUUAUGUCAUUUGCCGCCGGUAUAGAUUCUUAUAUUCCAGUUUGAUGUAGGUUCUCAACCUGUGGGUCCCCAGAUGUUUUGGCCUCCCAACUCCCAGAAAUUCUAACAGCUGGUAAACUGGCUGGGAGUUGUAGGCCAAAACACCCGGGGACCCACAGGCUGAGAAGCACUGGUGUAGUUCACCUGCCUUCUGAACCUGCAUUCUAGGGCAGUGGGGAUGGGUCCCCUCUCCUUCACUGGGGAAACAGCGGGUCCAGGAAUCUGGGGGUCUCUGAAGAAGGCGGGGCGGGAGGAGGCCAAGCUCCAGCUGCGAGGGUGACCCUUCUCCUUUCUUUCUCCCUUCUGACUUGGCCUAUUCCUACGGCAGGAAGCGCCGCGGCUUCAGGCGGCGAAGGACCGGAGGCCCCUAAGCGGCGUCGGCAGCGGACCCAGUUCAGUCAGACCCAGGUGGAUAACAUGAAGGCCUCCUUCCAACUGGACGCCUAUCCGGACCACCCGCGGCGGGAGAAACUCGCGGAGAAGAUCGGCGUCGAGGAAGGACGCGUUGCCGUCUGGUUCCAGAACAGAAGAGCCAGGUACUUAAAGGAUGAGAAAGGAAAGGGGAAGAAAGCGAAGCAAACCCGGAGUGCCAGGAGGGUUGCCCCCCAGAGUCGGGCAAGAGCCCUCCCAUCUCCCAUAGAAGUAGCAACAGAGAGGGCGGCAAGUCAGUCCAGCUGGGCUGGACACCUGGGGACUCAUCCUCAGUUGGGACAAACCUGGCCAAGGCCGAACUAUCUCUUCCCACAAAACUAUGCGUGUGGAAACAGCCAGUUUGGUAGAGGACAGGCCACAGCCUUCAGCCACAGUUCCCACAGGAGCCCCUGUGUCCAGAAUUCUCCCUGUUGCUUUGGUGCUGGUGCUCAAGAUGCCUCCUGGAGACCGCAACAGCAGAGCCAGCCGGACUAUGCCGCUUGGGACACAGGUUUUCAUUUAGGGCCCUUCUGUGACCAAGGCCAAGGUUUUCCUGUUGAAGCCCAGCAGCUGGGAGAACAGCUUUCGGUUGUCCAGGAUUCUACAAUGAAUAUAGGACACUUCAUGGACAAUAUCAGGCCUUUCGAAGAGGAUGGCGGCUGUGUAGUGCCUUCUACCCCUGGGAGCAGCCCGGCCCUCCCUGGAGAUGUGGCCUCCAUGAGGCAAGAGCUCAGUCCCUUAGGCUCUUCAAGCUCUAACCAGCCUCCAUAUCCAGUGCCUCCAUAUCCACAGUGGGGGGCUUUGCCAGAACAGGAGAUUCAUUCCCAUUGGCAAAGCUAUGAAGGGCCCUUCCAAAUGACAUUUGGCAGCAUCAACACAAUGGACUUAGGUGGGUGGGAUGGCUUGAUGGGAUUUCCGAAUCAGUAAACUGUUAGUCUUGCUUAUCAAUAAUUUUCUAUAAUAAUUAAGAAUGUGUGGUAAUUAUUGAAUAUUGAUGAAUGAAAUGUGUCACUAACAUUUUGUAAUAAAGUUUUUUCUUGAAAUUUGACUGUAUGAUUUUCCUGAAAUUUUCAUCCAGCCCUUUCCUUCUUUCCUGGGCCAAAAAAGGAGAAAUCGGCUGCAGGGAUGAGUUUUCUUCCCAGUACA
Molecule: messenger RNA, 4633 nt
Organism: Anolis carolinensis (green anole)
Lineage: Eukaryota; Metazoa; Chordata; Lepidosauria; Squamata; Anolidae
Product: homeobox protein Hox-D3
Exons: 2
Coding region: 3494-4414 (306 amino acids)
Biological process (GO): regulation of transcription by RNA polymerase II
Molecular function (GO): RNA polymerase II cis-regulatory region sequence-specific DNA binding; DNA-binding transcription factor activity, RNA polymerase II-specific
Source: RefSeq, a predicted model, not a curated record